AUGUGGGAUUGGUGUAAAAAGUUGUUGAAUCUAAAUAUCCUGACCCCACAAAACCUAGAGUUGAUCCUCUCUCAAUGGAUGAACCCUGGUCUAUCGAAAGUUGGCACUGUGCUAUGGAGAGCUUUAUGGGUGAGCACUAUUUGGAAUAUUUGGAAAGAGAGAAAUAGAAGAACAUUUGAAGGGACACAAAGUGAGAUUGAAGUUUUGAAGUCCAACACCUUAGCAACAGCAGCUGAAUGGUUUUCAACCAACAAGGAUUGUAAGUUUAUCCCAAAAUCUCAUAUUUUUGAUAACCCAUUUGAAGUUGCUAAGCUUAAUAUUGAUAGGCAAACUCGAAUUGCUAUUUGGAUGCCUCCUCAUGAAAAUUGCUUAAAACUCAACUUUGAUGGAAGCUCGAUUGGAAACCCAGACUCAGCAGGUUAUGGUGGUACCAUUAGAGAUCAUAUGGGUAAUUACAAAUUCACCUACUCGAACCAUGUGGACAUACAACAGUGA
Messenger RNA from Amborella trichopoda, 495 nucleotides. Lineage: Eukaryota; Viridiplantae; Streptophyta; Magnoliopsida; Amborellales; Amborellaceae. The record is from RefSeq and is a predicted model, not a curated record.